CUUCAUCUGCAUCCCAGAAAUUUUGGAUUCUGGCCACAGCUGGCACUCAGUUUGAUCUCCGGACGCUGAGAGCUGUGAGAGUAUUAAGACCACUGAAGCUGGUAUCAGGGAUUCCAAGUCUUCAGGUUGUUCUCAAGUCCAUCAUGAAAGCAAUGGUGCCUCUGCUGCAGAUUGGCCUCCUCCUCUUCUUUGCCAUAGUCAUGUUUGCCAUCAUUGGACUUGAGUUUUACAUGGGCAAGUUCCACAAAGCCUGCUUCCCCAAUAUCACAGACUCAGACGUAGAACCUGCAGGAGACUUCCCCUGCGGCCUUGACGCCUCUGCCCGACAGUGUGAGAGUGGCUACAUCUGCCGAGAGUACUGGUGUGGACCCAACUUUGGCAUUACCAACUUUGACAACAUCCUGUUGCAAUCCUGACUGUGUUCCAAUGUAUCACAAUGGAGGGCUGGACAGAUAUCCUCUACAAUACUAAUGAUGCAGCAGGAAAUACCUGGAACUGGCUUUAUUUCAUCCCUCUCAUCAUCAUUGGAUCUUUCUUCAUGCUCAACCUGGUUCUGGGAGUGCUUUCAGGGGAAUUUGCCAAAGAGAGAGAGAGGGUAGAAAACCGCAGGGCCUUUCUGAAGCUCCGCAGGCAGCAGCAGAUUGAGCGGGAGCUUAAUGGUUACUUGGAGUGGAUCUUCAAGGCUGAGGAGGUCAUGUUGGCAGAAGAGGACAAGAACGCGGAUGAGAAAUCCCCUUUGGAUGCAGUGCUGAAGAGAGCAGCCACCAAGAAGAGUAAAAACGACCUGAUCCAUGCAGAAGAGGGGGACGAUCGCUUCCCGGACCUUUGUUCUGUUGGUUCUCCAUUUGCUCGAGCUAGUCUAAAGAGUGGGAAGAACGACAGCUCUUCCUAUUUCCGGAGGAAAGAGAAGAUGUUUCGCUUCUUCAUCCGCCGCAUGGUGAAAGCCCAGACCUUCUACUGGAUUGUCCUCUGUGUUGUGGCAUUGAACACAUUGUGUGUGGCCAUGGUCCACUACCACCAGCCCCAGAGGCUCACCAAUGCUCUGUAUUUCGCAGAGUUUGUUUUCCUGGGGCUCUUCCUCACUGAGAUGUCUCUGAAGAUGUAUGGCCUGGGGCCCAGAAAUUAUUUCCAUUCGUCCUUCAACUGCUUUGACUUUGGGGUCAUCGUUGGAAGCAUCUUUGAAGUCAUCUGGGCAGCGAUCAAGCCGGGGACUUCAUUUGGUAUCAGUGUGCUGAGGGCUCUGCGACUGCUGAGGAUUUUCAAAGUAACAAAGUACUGGAAUUCCCUUCGGAACCUGGUGGUCUCCUUGCUGAACUCCAUGAAAUCCAUCAUUAGCCUGCUCUUCCUUCUCUUCCUGUUCAUUGUGGUGUUUGCCCUGCUGGGGAUGCAGCUCUUUGGAGGACAGUUCAAUUUUAACGAUGAGACCCCGAACACCAACUUUGAUACUUUUCCAGCUGCAAUUCUCACUGUAUUCCAGAUCCUGACAGGAGAAGACUGGAAUGUGGUGAUGUAUCAUGGGAUCGAAUCUCAAGGUGGAGUCAGCAAAGGAAUGCUCUCCUCUUUCUAUUUUAUCAUCUUGACGCUGUUUGGAAACUAUACCCUUCUGAAUGUCUUCCUGGCUAUUGCUGUGGACAAUCUUGCCAAUGCCCAGGAGUUGACCAAGGAUGAGGAAGAAUUGGAGGAAGCAGCCAAUCAGAAGCUUGCUUUGCAGAAGGCCAAGGAGGUCGCGGAAGUCAGUCCCCUGUCUGCUGCCAACAUCUCCAUAGCAGCUUUUGUAAAGCAAAAUCGAGGCACUGUAUCUCGCAGCUCAUCCGCCUCCAGCGUAAAUUCACCCAAACAGCAGAACUCAGCCAAGGCCAGGUCUGUGUGGGAGCAGCGCACGAGUCAGAUCCGACUCCACAAUUUCCAGGCCAGCUGUGAGGCCCUGUACAGCGAGAUGGACCCCGAGGAGCGCCUCCGCUAUACCACCACCCUCCACAUCCGGCCUGACAUGAAGACCCACCUGGAUCGACCCCUGGUGGUGGAGCCCCGCAGAGAAGAAGGGGUCCGGCCUCCAGGGGGCAAAGCAGGGGCUGGGGAGGGGCAGGAGGCCACAGAACCAACCAAGGUGUCCCCUGGUACGGCUGCUGAGGGUCCUGAGGUGCCCCGGAAGCACCACCGGCACAGGGAGAAGGAAAAGGAGAAGGAGAAAGAGAAGGAGAAGGAAAAGGAAAAGGAAAAGGAAAAGGAAAAGGAAAAGGAAAAGGAAAAGGAAAAGGAAAAGGCAGGGACUGGGGAGCAGGAGAAGGUAGAAGGUGUCAGGGAGGAAAACGGGGAGUCAGGCGUCGCCAACAAAGAGGAGCGGCACCGGCAGCGCCGGAGCAGGAGCAAGGAGACUGGGGGCAAUAAGGAGGGGAAAUGCGAACGUGCCCGGGGCCAGGAAGGCGGCCGGAGGCACCACCGCAGGGGCUCUGUGGAGGAUAUCACUACCGAGAAGGAGCACCGGCGGCAUCGUGCCCACCGGCACUCAGCCGAGCCACCGGGCAAGGAGGGCAAUGGCACUGUGAGCGGGGCCAAGCCCGAGCGUCGGGCACGGCAUCGAGGCGGCUCUCGCUCAGGGACCCGGGAAGGAGAGCCUGGACCCAAGGGAGAGAAUGGAGAGGAGCCUCCCCGGAGGCAUAAGACCAGGCACAAAGCCCUCUCCAUGUAUGACUCGGUGGAAAAGGAGCCCGGAGAGAAGGAUGGGGAGCCCGCAGAGAAAGAGCUGCGGAAUCAUCAGCCCAAGGAGAAUCAAUGUGAGGCGGAGGCCAGUGGUGGGAUGGUGGCCAUCCCCAUUCACACAUUACCCAGCACCUGUCUGCAGAAGGUGAGCGAGCAGCCGGAGGAUGCAGACAACCAGAAGAAUGUGCAUCGGAUGACCCAGCCGUCCCUGGAGACCCUCACCAUACGCAUCCCAGUAACCCUCACUGCCCCUGGAGAGACCACAGUUGUUCCGAUGAACAAUGUUGAAUUUGAAGGUAAAAUGGAAGAGAAGAAGGACGUAGAGGCUGGUGAAGUAACAAGGAGUGGACCCCGUCCAAUUCUUCCCUACAGCUCCAUGUUCUGCUUAAGUCCCACCAACUUGCUCCGGCGCGCCUGCCACUACAUAGUGAAUAUGCGUUACUUUGAAAUGGUCAUCCUGGGAGUCAUCGCCCUCAGCAGCAUUGCUCUGGCCGCCGAGGAUCCAGUACUGUCCGACUCGCCCAGGAACAACGUUCUGAAGUACAUGGAUUACAUUUUCACUGGGGUCUUCACUUUUGAGAUGGUAAUCAAGAUGAUUGACCUGGGGCUGCUGCUUCAUCCUGGCUCUUAUUUCCGUGACCUGUGGAACAUUCUGGACUUCAUUGUGGUCAGUGGGGCCCUGGUGGCUUUUGCCUUCUCGAGCUUUAUGGGAGGAAAAGGGAAAGACAUCAGCACGAUCAAGUCACUGCGAGUGCUCCGAGUCCUGAGGCCUCUGAAGACCAUCAAACGCUUGCCAAAACUAAAGGCUGUGUUUGACUGUGUGGUAAAUUCCCUGAAGAAUGUCCUCAAUAUCCUCAUUGUCUACAUGCUCUUCAUGUUCAUCUUUGCCGUCAUUGCUGUGCAGCUCUUCAAAGGGAAAUUCUUCUAUUGCACGGAUGAAUCCAAGGAGCUGGAGAGGGAUUGCAGGGGCCAGUAUUUGGAUUAUGAAAAGAGUGAAGUGGAAGCUCAACCCAGACAAUGGAAGAAAUAUGAAUUUCACUAUGACAACGUGCUCUGGGCUUUGCUGACUCUUUUCACGGUGUCUACAGGAGAAGGAUGGCCAACGGUACUUAAACAUUCAGUGGAUGCAACAUAUGAAGAACAGGGUCCAAGCCCUGGCUUCCGGAUGGAGCUGUCCAUCUUCUAUGUGGUCUACUUUGUUGUGUUUCCCUUUUUCUUCGUCAAUAUCUUUGUGGCAUUGAUCAUCAUCACCUUCCAGGAGCAGGGAGACAAAGUGAUGUCAGAAUGCAGCCUGGAGAAGAAUGAGAGGGCUUGCAUAGACUUUGCCAUCAGUGCCAAGCCCCUGACCCGUUACAUGCCUCAGAACAAGCAGUCCUUCCAGUACAAGACAUGGACGUUUGUGGUGUCCCCGCCCUUUGAAUAUUUCAUCAUGGCCAUGAUCGCCCUCAACACGGCUGUCUUGAUGAUGAAGUUCUAUGGAGCCCCCCAUGAAUAUGAAAUGAUGCUGAAGGGCUUGAACAUUGUAUUCACUUCGAUGUUCUCUAUGGAGUGUGUGCUGAAGAUCAUCGCCUUUGGGGUGCUGAAUUAUUUCAGAGAUGCCUGGAAUGUUUUUGAUUUUGUAACAGUAUUGGGAAGUAUUACUGAUAUUUUAGUAACAGAGAUUGCGGAAACGAACAACUUCAUAAAUCUCAGCUUCUUGCGGCUUUUCCGGGCAGCCCGACUCAUCAAGCUGCUUCGCCAGGGCUAUACCAUCCGAAUUCUCCUGUGGACCUUUGUUCAGUCCUUCAAGGCUCUGCCAUAUGUCUGCUUACUGAUUGCCAUGCUCUUCUUCAUCUAUGCCAUCAUUGGCAUGCAGGUCUUUGGAAACAUUGCUCUUGAUGAUGAUACUAAUAUCAAUCGGCACAACAACUUCCGGACAUUCCUACAAGCCUUGAUGCUGCUGUUCAGGAGUGCCACAGGGGAAGCCUGGCAUGAGAUCAUGUUGUCAUGUCUCAGCAACCGUCCUUGUGAUCCUGAGACCAAACUAAAAGAUGAAUGUGGGAGUGACUUUGCUUAUUUUUACUUCGUUUCCUUCAUCUUCCUCUGUUCCUUUCUGAUGCUGAAUCUCUUUGUGGCUGUAAUUAUGGAUAAUUUUGAGUACCUGACUCGAGACUCUUCCAUCCUAGGGCCUCACCACUUGGAUGAAUUUAUUCGGGUCUGGGCUGAAUAUGACCCAGCUGCAUGUGGGCGCAUCAGUUACAGUGACAUGUUUGAGAUGCUGAAACACAUGUCCCCACCCCUCGGCCUGGGAAAGAAAUGCCCUGCUCGAGUUGCCUAUAAGCGCCUGGUGCGAAUGAACAUGCCCAUUUCCAAUGAGGACAUGACAGUGCACUUCACUUCCACCUUGAUGGCCCUCAUCCGGACGGCUCUGGACAUCAAACUUGCACCAGCUGGGAUGAAACAGCAUCAGUGUGAUGCAGAACUAAGGAAAGAGAUUUCAUCCGUUUGGGCUAAUCUGCCCCAGAAGACACUGGACUUGUUGGUGCCACCACAUAAACCUGAUGAGAUGACUGUGGGAAAAGUCUACGCAGCUCUGAUGAUUUUUGACUUCUACAAGCAGAACAAAAACACCCGAGACCAAGGUCACCAGCCUCCGACAGGUCCUGUGUCUCUGUUCCACACCCAAGGCCAACCUGCUGUGCUCCGAGGUGCUAGAGUUUUCUUGAAACAGAAGAGUUCGACCUCCCUCAGCAAUGGUGGAGCCCUACCACACCCAGGAAGUGGCAUCAAGGAAUCUGUUUCUUGGGGCACCCAGCGUACCCAGGAUGUCUGCUAUGAGACCAGAAUGCCCCUGGAGCGUGGUCAUUCUGCAGAAAUUCCUGUGGGACAACCAAGCAAACAAGUGAGGGCUGUAGAGAUGCAAGAGAUAGCCCAGGAUGUCACCAGUGGUGAGCCCCAGCCUGGACUAGAGAGCCAGGGCCGAGCAGCCUCCAUGCCCCGUCUGGCUGCAGAGAUGCAGCCCAUUCCAGACACAAGCCCCAUGAAGCGCUCCAUCUCCACCCUGGCCCCACAGCGCCCACAUGGCUCCCACCUUUAUGAAUAUGGCCUGGAACGUGUAUCCUCAGGCCAGCCUCAGCAUCACCACCAUCAUCGUUGUCACCGACGCAGGGAUAAGAAGCAGAAGUCUUUGGACAAAUGUCCUAGUCAGUCAGCAGAUGGAGAUGGGGCACCAAACCACAGCGUGGGGAUGGCAGCUCAUUCAGCGGAAGGUCCAGCCCCAUGUAAGCAUGAGAGGAAGCAAGAAAGGGGGCGAUCCCAAGAACGGAAGCAGCUCUCUUCCUCCUCUUCAGAAAAGCAGCGUUUCUACUCUUGUGACCGAUUUGGGAGCCGGGACCCAUCACAGCCCAAAUCCUCCAAUGGGAGUCGUCCCACGUCACCUCCUGGGGGGCAGGAGCCAGGUCCCCAUAGACAGGGUAGUGGUUCAGUUAAUGGGAGCCCCUUGCUGUCAACAUCUGGUGCUAGUACACCGGGCCGUGGUGGGCGGAGGCAGCUCCCCCAGACACCUCUGACCCCCCGUCCCAGCAUCACAUACAAGACUGCGAACUCCUCGCCUGUCCACUUCACCGGUUUCCAGACCAGCCUACCUACCUUCUCCCCGGGACGGCUCAGCCGAGGCCUUUCUGAGCACAACACCCUGCUCCAGAGGGAUUCUCUGAGCCAGCCGCCAACCCCAGUGUCUCGGAUUGGCUCUGACCCAUACCUGGGGCACCGUGACCACAGUGAUUCCUCUUACCGGGCCCUGCCAGAGGACACACUCACUUUUGAGGAAGCCGUCGCCACCAACUCGGGCCGAUCAUCGAGGACUUCCUAUGUGUCCUCUCUGACCUCCCAGUCCCACCAUCUCCGUCGUGUGCCCAAUGGUUACCACUGCAGUCUGGGGCUCAGCUCCGGCCCAGGGACUGGCAGCAGCAGGGCACGGCAGAGUUAUUAUCACCAAGCCGAUGAAGACGAUUGGUGCUAGCAUCCCGGCAAAAACACACAGCACACACCCAACUUGGCAGGUCUGUGUGUGUUACAGUUGAUGAGUUUUAUCAUCUGAAGGCUGGGUCCCUCCCUCCCCCAAACCUGGGUAUGCUCGGGACUGCAGAGGCAAUUAGCAUGAUGACACGGAAGGAGCUUGCCCCCCAAGACUGCUUUGUGGGGGAAAUCUGCUGCUCUUUUAUGUCUCCCUCUCUUCCACUUUCCUCUCACUAUGUGUCUCUGUCUCUGUGCCUCUGUCUUUCUCUCUCUGACUUUAUUUCUGUGUUACUCUAUCUUUCUACCUUGUUUGACUUUCUACCUGUCUGUCUGUGUCUUUCUCUCUCUCUCUCUCUCUCUCUCUCUCUCUCUCUCUCUGCACUGGACAGAUCAAUAAAAUCUUUUUUUUUUAAGGGAUGUGGUUUUUUUUCCAUCCCUCCCUUGUCCGCUGCCUUGCUGAGUCUCAUACCAUACAUUUGAAAUUUAUAUCAGUGGCCAAGAAGGCGAUGGUGGACCUUUACCCCACAUAGAACAGAUCUGAUUUGUGGAUUAUAGUAUUUGUGAUCUGGGCUUUUUUUUUUUUUUAAGGAGGUCUAAUUCUUGUCCAAUGUGAUGAGGGGGCAGAAUCUACCUAAAAGCUCUCGAGAGCUAAGGCUGGCAGGGGAUUCAUUUAGACCUAAUGGCUUUUAAAAGCUCUUCUUUUCCAAGGCGUCCAAACCUUGAAGUUCAAAGUGUCUUAAGCCGGCAGACUUCUUCUGCAUUCAUAUGACACGUCCACCUUUGCUGACUCAUACAUUAUAUCACCAAACCACCACAGAGAUCUCACACAAAGCUGCUCAGUCCUCCUUCCCCUAAGGACAUAUAACAAAACUUGACGAGGACUAUCUGGAAAGAGCCCUUGCUGCUGAUUCUAUUUUCCAACUGCAACCCCACCCCCUCACCAUUUUGUCUGGUUUAGAUAUGCCUUCUUUCUUUCUUUCUUUCUUUCUUUUUUUUUCUGUUUGUUUUUCCCCCGCCCAGGGAGGGGGAGGCACAGAAAAAGAGAAGAAAAGGGAGAGGGUGGGGGGGAAGUAAAUGUAAUUGGUUUUAUAUCCAUCCAGGAGCUAGAACUAAUUUUUCAUUGUGUGCAUUUUUGUAAAUUGUACAGUAAACAAGGAAAAUGAUCUCAUGUAGAGAAUUCGUCCAGUGUCAUUCUGGGUCCUACAAACUCUGUCCACUGUUCCAGUCACUCACUACCAAGUGCCUAACCUUUGAAAUGUUUCACAUUGAUAAUGCAGCCUCCUGCUUUCCUUCAUCCAGCCUUGUGGGGGAGGAAGGAACCUGGAAGGCCUGUCAUGCUUGAGUCCUGUAUGAAAUCUCCAUGUGUGUGUUUUGCAGACACUGUUAAAAACAGGAACCAACUGAAAAACUGAUGAAAACAAAGAAUUAAUUUGUAUAUUGUUGGAUGGGAAGUUUAAGCCCGAGAGAAAAAAAAAUCAAACUUGUAAAAAGAAAAAGUAGGGGUUUUCCCCCCAUCCUUGGGUAGCACUGAGGGUGUGGCCAAGAGACAAACCAGUAGAAAGUAGGGUGGAAACCUUGGGAUAGUAAAUAGAAAACAGGCUCUUCUCAUGGCUACCAUUCCCUCGGUUGGGGAAGUUCUGACAAUGUUGUGUGGUGUGUAGUUUGUUCGGAGUGUGGUAAGAGAGGAUUGUUCAUUGUUUCCUGUUCACAAUCUGAUUCUCAGGGAUGAGACAUCUAUUUUUUUUUCCUGUGGGGGUGGUGAUGGUAGUGAAUGUUUACCUAUGAGUGUAUGUGGGGGAGGGAGGGGAAGAGAAUUCUCAUUCCAGAUAAAGAGGGGAGUGGGUAGUUAGAAGUGAAGACAGUGAUUGGGGGGUGGGAGUGGGGAGAUAGUCAGUGAAAGGACAAGGAUCAUAGAGGAAUAGAUUCAGACCUGGACAGAACCUGAGAGGUCAUCUGGUCUAACUCCCUCAUUUUACUGAGUGCCAGAAAGAUUAAGUGACUCCGUCCUACAGAUAAUAAGUGGCAGAGCAGGGAUUAGAACUGCUCCUCUGACUUGCAAUCCAGCAUUCUUUUACAUUGUACCAUGCUGGCUGACUGAAAUGGCAGGAGGAAGGCAGGCACUGGGGAAUGACCGGGCAGCUUCUUCAAACCUUGUACCUUGAGAGCCAGAGGAAGAGACAAAUGGGGUAAAGAAGAGAUGAAUGGGCAAAAAGCUGUGGCAUAGGAGUUGAGGGAAUAGCUAUACGGCAGCACACAAAAUAUACUCCCCAAGGGAAAGCUUAGUCCAUGGCCACAGGAUGGAUGACCCUUUCAGCCUCUGCCUAGGUCUGCUUGGAGCAGCCAGACCAGCACCUGUGCCCUUCCAGCCUUGUCCAUAGAGCACAGGUGGAGGGAGGGAGGGAAAGCUAGGAAAGACAAAUACUAGUGGAAGUUUGAUAGUUAUCUGCAAAGCAAGCUUUGUACAGGGGAACUCCUUAGGGAAUGACCCAGAAGGCUUUCAAACCCUUUGUCUUCUGGAAAAUAAGUGUGGAUGGAGACCAAGGGCCUCACACUGUUUCCUUUAGUGUUUACAUUUCCAAAGUUCAGAUGCUUUUGUAGUUGACUUAUUUUUAAAUGUCCACUAGUUCUCAUCCCUGGGUUCUACUAAAAGACAACUUUGGUGUGAAUGCAUGUGUGAACUUUGACGCAUUACAUGGUGCCCGAGGUAUGCUGAGGUGUGUGUGCACCUGUGUGUGUGUGCAUGUGUGUACAACAAUGCCACGAGGUGCAGAGAGGUAUGUUGAGGUAUGUUGAGCGGUAUAAUUUAACCCUUAGGGCUAUGCAACACAAUGACACUCAAAAGCAACCAAUGGAACAAGACUUUCAUCCAUUCUGUGGCUUUACCUGCUGGAUUCUCUGUUUGGGGCUCAGCAUAAUUGUGACCAAAUGUUUGAUACAUUUCCCUCAACACAAAGGCACAACAUUCUGGCAUUUUAAAGGAGCCAGAGGAUUUUAAUUCAAGGAGCUAAAAAGCAAAAGACAGUCCCUAAUGGCAUAUGUGGCCAUUGUUCCCACAGUGAAAGGUGGCAGGACCUUUUUUGGGGGGGCAUUGGGCUUUUUGUUCCCUAGCCCCAGCACCCCACCUAUUUCCCCAUCUUUCCUGUGUUACUUUUCACAGUAAGAAAAAAAGUGAAAAUUCUGUACAGUACCAUGGCUGUGUUUUCAUAGAAGGUGUUAGGUCAUUUACAGUCUUGCCUAGACCUGAUUGUCACUUUCCACAGCCUCAGUUUCUCAUCUGUAUCCUUUCUCAGGGUGAUGAGGAGGGGUGGGGAGGAGUGUCCUGAGUUAGUCCAUUCCUCCACUUGGUGGGAACUAAGGGAAGAGGAGAAAGGAAACCAGAACACUGUUCCCAUCGUCCUGUCUUCCUUACUUGGGGUUCGGUCUUACCAUCUUUUCAUACGCCUACAUCUCAAAUCUCAUAGUGAGUUGCCAAACUUUAAAUGCAUCAACCAGUUUUCUGCAUCUGGAAUCAGUCUAGCAGUGGCUGUACUUUGAAUAAGUCAUGUUUGCAUGUAAAAUAUAUACAUAUAUACAUAUAUACACACACACAAGUAUGUGCAUGGAAAAUGUUUAUCUUCGUACUUUUUUGAUACGAUGUAUUCUUCAGUUGUUCAUUUUUAAAUAUAUUUGAUAUAAAUUGAGGGUUUGUUGCAAAACUUUAUAUUUAAGAACAGUGUUAAAAAAAGAUAAGUCCCAAUCAUGCAACACAACUGGGGCUUAAAAAAAAAGUUAUGUGAUUGACUAGUUUGCUGCCUGAGUCAUAUUUAUCAGCCAAACUUUGGAUUCUGCUGUUGUUUCUACAAUGACAUUUUGUAUGAAGCAAAGUCCUUGAAUUAAAAUAAAAACUUAGCAAAAACUAAACCAAACCAAUAUGCUGCGC
Dromiciops gliroides (monito del monte) is the source of this 10615-nucleotide messenger RNA. Its product is annotated as voltage-dependent N-type calcium channel subunit alpha-1B-like. The transcript is spliced from 47 exons. Gene Ontology annotation, cellular component: voltage-gated calcium channel complex; neuronal cell body; membrane. The record is from RefSeq and is a predicted model, not a curated record. The coding region runs from base 437 to 6700 and encodes 2087 amino acids. Lineage: Eukaryota; Metazoa; Chordata; Mammalia; Microbiotheria; Microbiotheriidae. Gene Ontology annotation, molecular function: calcium ion binding; high voltage-gated calcium channel activity. Gene Ontology annotation, biological process: calcium ion import across plasma membrane; chemical synaptic transmission.